Messenger RNA from Carassius auratus (goldfish), 8859 nucleotides. It is a transcript of the gene sdk2a, whose product is annotated as sidekick cell adhesion molecule 2a. Gene Ontology annotation, molecular function: protein binding. Gene Ontology annotation, biological process: cell-cell adhesion. The transcript has 45 exons. Bases 197 to 6889 code for a protein of 2230 amino acids. The record is from RefSeq and is a predicted model, not a curated record. NCBI's taxonomy places the organism in Eukaryota, Metazoa, Chordata, Actinopteri, Cypriniformes, Cyprinidae.
AAAGAAUAAAGUGAUUGCCAUUUGAAGUCGUGCUGUUUAUACUGUUCUUAAACUUUGCUUCUUCGGACUUUGCAGUAGUUUAUUUGUGCCUGACCAGUACUUACUUGUUUGUAGACUCCUCCUAAGCGCUGGUUUUGGACGCCCGGGAGCGACGCGCUCAGUGUCUCCCAUCGCUUUGGGGAAACUACGGCGCAACAUGUAUCCAGCGCGGCGCGGGCGAACGCGUGCUGCGGACUCACAGACGCCUCGGAACAUCAUGUCAAGGCGCGCGUUAACUCUGAAGUGGAGCGCAGGAUGGAUUCUAUUGUUUUCAAUCAUCAAUAACACUUGCGCGCAAGAUGAUGUCCCACCCUACUUCAAGAUGGAGCCGGUGGCAACCCAAGUCCACCUGGAAGGGAACCGUGUGGUUCUCACCUGCAUGGCUGAGGGCAGCUGGCCUCUGGAAUUUAAAUGGCUUUACAAUGGUACAGAGUUAACGCGUUUCUCCCUGGAGUACAGGUACGUGAUUUCUUCACUGGAUCGCUCCCAUGCAGGCUUCUACAGAUGCAUCGUCAGGAACAGGGUGGGAGCUCUGAUGCAGAGGAGUUCACAAGUCCAGGUCGCCUACAUGGAAGGCUUUGUGCAGGGAGAACGGUCUCAGGUGGUGUCGCAAGGAGAGGCGGCAUUGAUCUUCCCCCCACAAAUCCACAGCUUUCCUCGGCCCGGGAUCACAUGGUUCAGAGACGGGCGCAAGAUCCCCCCCAGCAGCCGCAUAGCCCUCUCUUUGGACAACACCCUUGUCAUCCUGUCCGCCGUGGCCCCUGAUGCGGGCCGGUACUACGCCCAGGCUGUCAACGACAAGAACGGAGAGAACAAGACCAGUCACCCCAUCAUCCUGAAUGUAGAAAACAUUGGCGGCCCAGCAGACCCCAUCGCCCCUUCAAUUAUAAUCCCACCGAAGAACACCAGUGUGGUGGUGGGCACGUUUGAAGUCACACUGGAGUGUGUGGCCAAUGCCAGGCCUCUCAUUAAGCUCAGCAUUACAUGGAGGAAAAAUGGAGUGCUGGUAAACCGAGGCCUCCGGGACUUUGGCCGCCGUCUGACCAUCAGCGGGCCCUUAGUCAGUGACAGUGGCUACUAUGAAUGUGAAGCGUCCCUCCGGAGCAGCAGCGCCCCCUCUGUCAGCGCCGGAGCAUAUCUGCACGUCCUGGAACAUCCGCAGUUUGUGAAGGAGCCUGACAGACACAUUACUGCUGAGAUGGAGAAGGUGGUAGACAUCCCAUGCCAAGCUCGCGGUGUUCCUCAGCCAGAUAUAGUGUGGUAUAAGGAUGCUGUACCCAUAAGCCCCGUGAAAACACCUCGCUACAGAGUCCUGGUGGGCGGCAGUCUGCAGAUAAAUGGGCUGCUCCCGGACGACACCGGAAUGUUCCAAUGCUUCGCUCGCAACUUAGCGGGAGAGAUCCAGACGAACACGUACCUUGCUGUCACCAGUAUCGCCCCAAACAUCACGGCCGGCCCUUCUGACAGCGCUGUGAUUGAUGGCAUGUCCAUCAUUUUACACUGUGAGACCUCAGGGGCGCCGCGGCCCGCUAUCACAUGGCAGAAAGCUGAUCGGGUUCUUGCGAGCGGCUCCGUACAGUUGCCACGUUUCACUCUGCUGGAGUCAGGCAGUCUUCUGAUCAGCCCCUCACACCUGUCUGAUGUUGGAUCCUACACCUGCAUGGCCAGUAACUCCCGUGGCAUUGAUGAAGCCUCGGCCGAUCUGCUGGUGUGGGCUCGAACGCGGAUCACUAAUCCACCUCAGGACCAGAGUGUGAUCAAGGGCACAAAAGCAGCCAUGACCUGCGGCGUGACCCAUGACCCCAGCGUAACAGUCAGGUACAUCUGGGAGAAAGGAGGAGCGGUUAUCGACGUGAAAUCGAGCCCUCGCUUGCGUCUCGACUCCAAUGGCACCCUACACAUAACGCAGACCUGGUCAGGGGACAUUGGGACCUACACCUGUAGAGUUACCUCUGUGGGAGGCAAUGAUUCUCGCAGUGCUCACCUGAGAGUCAGGCAGUUGCCUCAUUCUCCAGAGAACCUCAUCGCCACCCUCAGCAGCUCAGAGAGACGAACCAUCAACCUGACCUGGGCCCAGGCCUUUGAUGGGAACAGCCCGCUCAUCCGUUACAUCCUGGAGGUGUCAGAGAACAACGCACCUUGGACUAUGCUUUUGGCCAACAUUGAGCCAGAGGCCUCCAGCGUGAUCGUAGGGGGCCUCAUCCCGGCACGUUCUUACCAGUUCCGCCUGUGUGCUGUCAACGACGUGGGGAAGGGCCAGUUCAGCAGGGAGACGGUGCGGGUAUCAUUACCCGAGGAGCCCCCCAGCGCCCCUCCUCAGACAGUGAUAGCCAGUGGAAGAACCAACCAGUCCAUCAUGAUCCAGUGGCAGCCUCCCCCUGAGAGCCACCAAAACGGGCCGCUUCAAGGUUAUAUCAUCAGGUACUGUCUGUCUGGAUUACCGGUGGACUGUCAGAUGAAGAACAUCACUAAUCCAGACCAAACUAAUCUUCUGCUGGAGGACCUCAUCAUUUGGACCAAUUAUGAGAUUGAGGUGGCUGCUUAUAACGGGGCGGGCCAGGGCGUCUACAGUCCCAGGGUCACAGAAUGGACUCUGCAAGGCGUCCCCACGGUCCCCCCAGGGAACGUCCAGGCCGAGGCUGUCAACUCCACCACAGUCCGUUUCACAUGGAGUGCUCCCAGCCCACAGUUCAUCAACGGAAUCAACCAGGGAUACAAGCUGUUGGCAUGGGAACCGGGCCACGAGGAAGAUGUUACCUUGGUUACUGUGAGGCCCAAUUUUCAAGACAGUGUUCAUGUAGGUUACAUCACCGGACUGAAGAAGUUCACGGAGUACUUCACCUGCGUACUGUGCUUCACUACUCCAGGAGAUGGCCCUCGCAGCACUCCACAGCGCAUACGCACCCACGAAGACACUCCUGGACCUGUAGGUCACCUGAGCUUCACAGAAAUCCUGGACACGUCUCUCAAAGUCAGCUGGAAAGACCCGCCGGAGAAGAACGGCCUCCUCACAGGGUAUCGCAUUUCCUGGGAGGAAUUCAACAGAACGAACACUCGCGUCACGCAUUACCUGCCCAACAUCACACAGGAGUACAGGGUCACCGGUCUGACCGCGCUCACUACCUACACCAUUCAGGUGGCCGGAAUGACCUCCAAAGGUCAAGGUCAGCUGUCGUCCUCCACCAUUUCCUCUGGUGUGCCGCCAGAGAUGCCUGGACCUCCUACCAACAUUGCCAUCUCCAACAUCAGCCCACGUUCAGUAACCCUGCAGUUCAAACCAGGCUAUGACGGCAAAACAUCCAUCUCACGCUGGCUGGUAGAGGCUCAGAUCGGUGUUAUAGGAGAAAACGAGGAGUGGGUCGUGGUCCAUCAGUUGGCCAGUGAGCCUGAUGCACGAUCCCUUGAGGUCCAAGGCCUGAACCCCUACACGUACUACAGAUUUCGAAUGAGGCAGGUGAAUAUAGUAGGCACAAGCCCACCCAGCCAGCCAUCUAGGAAGAUCCAGACCCUACAGGCUCCUCCUGACAUCGCCCCCGCAAACAUCACUCUCCGCACAGCCAGCGAGACCAGCCUGUGGCUCAGAUGGGUGCCGCUGCCAGAGUGGGAAUACAAUGGCAAUCCCGAGCUGGUGGGCUACAGGGUGCAGUACUCUCGUCUAGGCUCCAAGGCUGGGGUCCUGUCCCACAUCAUUCCUGACCGGCAGGAGAGGGAGUUUACCAUUGAGGACCUGGAAGAGUGGACAGAGUAUGAGGUCAAAGUGCAGGCGUUCAAUGGCAUCGGACCAGGACCGUGGAGCCAACCAGUUCACGGGAGAACCAGAGAGUCAGUCCCCUCGAGUGGCCCUGCAAAUGUUUCAGCUUUUGCUACCACCUCCAGCAGUGUCCUGGUUCGCUGGGGCGAUGUGCCGGAGACCGAUCGCAAUGGACUAAUUCUGGGCUAUAAGGUGGUAUACAAAGAGAAGGAUGCAGAGUCAGCCCUGCGUUUCUGGACGGUAGAGGGAAAUACCACUUACAGUGUCCAGCUCACUGGUCUUGGGAAGUAUGUGCUCUAUGAGAUCCAGGUUGUAGCCUUCACCCGUAUAGGAGAUGGCAUGCCUAGUUCUCCUCCCAUCUUUGAGCGCACACUUGAUGAUGUACCUGGGCCUCCGGUUGGAAUCCUUUUCCCUGAAGUCAGGACUUCCUCAGUGAGACUGAUCUGGCAACCACCUGCCCAGCCAAAUGGCAUUAUCCUUGCAUAUCAGAUUGCUUACCGGAAAAACUCUUCCAGUAUUACCUCUGCCACCGUUGAUGUGCUCAUCCCAAGUGCGCGACAGUAUACAGCGACUGGACUGAAACCAGAAAGUGUCUAUGUGUUCCGCCUCACGGCCCAGACUCGAAAGGGAUGGGGAGAAGCAGCCGAGGCACUGGUGGUCACUACAGAGAAGAGAGCGCGCCCUCAGCCCACAAGUCGUCCCGUUGUGCCUCAGGAAGAGGUCCAGGCCCGUAGUGUGCUUUUGUCAUGGGAACCAGGCAGCGAUGGUCUAUCGCCCAUCCGAUAUUACACCGUCCAGUACAGAGAGCUGCCCAACAGCAACUGGACCGUCCACUCUGCUUCAGUCAACCAUGAGGCAACUUCAUACAUCAUAGACAAGCUAAAGCCUUUCACUUCCUACCAGUUCAGAGUGAAAGCCACUAAUGAUAUUGGGGACAGCGAGUACAGCGAGGAGAGCGAGGCAAUCACCACUCUACAGGACGCACCCGACAAAGCUCCCACAAUCCUCUCUGUGACACCGCACACCACCACAUCUGUGCUGGUCCGCUGGAAGCCGCCCCCCGAAGAGGAGAUCAAUGGUAUUUUGCUUGGCUUUCGAGUACGCUACAGAGAACUGCGUUACGACCGCUUACGCAGCUUCACAGUGCGUACAGUUAAUAGCCCGUCAGCCAACUGGGCCGAGCUCACAGCCCCCUACAGUGUGAGGAACCUGACCGAAUCCUCACUUACCCAGUACGAGCUGGACAAUCUGAAUAAGCACAAGCGCUAUGAGAUCCGACUGAGUGUGUAUAACGCAGUAGGGGAGGGGCCCACCAGCUCGCCACAGGAAGUGUUCGUGGGAGAGGCGGUGCCCACCGCUGCGCCUCAGAGUGUCGCUAUCCAGUCCUCAACAGCUACUCAGCUUGAUGUCACAUGGGACCCACCUCCAGUAGAAGCCCAGAAUGGAGAUAUUCAAGGGUAUAAGAUUUAUUAUUGGGAGUUUCAGCUGCAGAAUGAGACUGAGCGACUCCGCACUCUCUUUCUGCCGGAGCUGAGCGUGAAGCUGAAGAACCUGACUGGCUACACCACCUACAUGAUCAGCGUGGCUGCUUUCAACGCGGCGGGGGACGGUCCACGCUCGCUGCCCACCAGAGGGCGCACUCAGCAAGCAGCUCCAAGCGCUCCCAGUUUUAUCCACUUUAGUGAACUCACCACCACCUCGGUCAACAUGUCCUGGGGUGAGCCCAAGCAGCCCAACGGCAUCGUGGAAGGAUACCGUGUGGUCUAUGAGCCCUGCACGUCUGUGGAUGACUCCUCUCCUCACAAUUCAGGUGUCAGUAAGGUUGUCACUGCGGAUGUGAAGGGCAGCGCCCCCUUGUGGAUGAAAAUCAAGGAUCUGGCAGAUGGAGUGACCUACAACUUCCGCAUCCGUGCUAAAACCCUUACCUAUGGACCGGAGAUCGAGGCCAACAUCACCACGGGCCCUGGAGAAGGUGCUCCAGGGCCCCCUGGUGAGCCGUUUAUCUCUCGUUACGGCUCAGCCCUCACUCUCCACUGGUCCAGCGGUGACCCAGGACGGGCUCCCAUCACACGCUAUGUUAUAGAAGCAAGGCCAUCUGAUGAAGGACUGUGGGAUAUUCUAAUCAAAGACAUCCCUAAAGAGGUGUCAUCAUACACUCUUAACCUGGAUACCCUCAGAGAAGGGGUCACCUAUGACUUCCGUGUCAUUGCGGUGAAUGACUAUGGCUAUGGUUCUCCAAGUGCUCCUUCUCCUUCAAUAUCAGCCCAAAAGGUCUCCCCCUUUUAUGAGGAAUGGUGGUUUCUGGUGGUUAUUGCUCUCGUGGGCCUCAUUUUCAUCCUUCUGAUCAUCUUCAUCCUCAUCAUACGAGGGCAGAGCAAAAAAUACACCAAGAAAACAGACUCAGGUGCCCAUUCGAAUUGCACAUCUCUGCCCCUCUCCCAUGGAGAGAUGGUACGCCUGGAUGAAGGACGCUUCCCUGCCCUGGAGCUCAACAACCGUCGACUUUCGGUCAAAAAUUCCUUCUGUCGUAAGAACGGAAUCUAUACCCGAUCUCCACCACGACCAAGUCCCGGCAGCCUGCACUAUUCUGAUGAAGACGUCAGCAUCAAAUACAACGACUUGGUCCCAGCCGAGAGCAGCAGCCUGACCGAGAAGCCUUCAGAAGUGUCUGACUCACAGGUGAUUCACCCCAACAAGGGCAGUGAUAGCGAAUAUGAAUUGGAUCCAAAUAGGCAAAAGACCCACUCCUUCGUCAACCACUACAUCAGUGACCCCACCUACUAUAAUUCCUGGCGCCGGCAACAGAAGGGCGUCUCUCGUCCUCCGGCAUACGGCUACACCCAGCCUGACAUGGUGGCAGAACAAGAGUCUCGUCCCCACCCGCCCCCGCUGCCACCGUUACCACCUCUUCUGCCCCACAGCAAUCCAUCCCCACUGCCCCAGGGCCAGGGCUCUCUGUUUAGGCCCAAGGGCAGCCGGACUCCCACCCCAUCACUGCUGACCUCUGACAACCACAGCCAGCACAACCUGUACAGGCCCCCUAGCAGCCUGGGCACCUCCGCCCAGGUCCCGGCCACGGGAUUCUCCUCAUUUGUUUGAUACAAGACUCACAUUUCAAUGACAACACGCCUGGGAGGCACUUCUAAAGUAUUACUGGUCUGUAAUUAUUAUUAAUAUUAUUUUUCUUUUUUUGCCGCACCUUGUUGGACAUGAAGAGCUGCUUUUGGAUUUUGCCAUUUUGCCAAGUGUGCAAGUGUAUUGUGGGAAAAUUUGUGCGUGCAAAUGCAUCGAAACGCAGACAAUCAUUCUGAAGGGAAUUGUUGUUGAUUGUACAUUUUAAAAUAUAUUCGCUUCAUCAUUCACUAAAAAAGAAUUGUCCUGAAAUAUUAUUAUUAUUAUUUUUAUUUUUUUAUUUUUUAAUGGCUUGACUGCAUGUGGAGUCCAAAAGUCUGAGACCAUCUGGAGUUACCUUUAUUUUAAUUUUUUUUUAGUUUCAUUUAAGUUUUAGCAUUCUGAAAUAUAUAAGACAAAGAAAAGACAACACUCAAGGUCUCAUACUGUUAGACCCAUGCACUGUAAAUGUUUAAACAAACUGCAUUUCACAUAAUGCUGCAGAUUUCCAAAGCUCAUCUUUAUCAUUCUGUUUGUGGUAUUGCUGGUAUGUCAUUCACGCAGAAAUCAAUGACAGAGUAUUUCAGAAAGCAAAAAUAUUGCAACUGUGUUUCUGUAGUAGUGUCAGUCUCAUGAAACUGAAAAAAGAGAAAAAAUUCAACUCCUUAUACAAACUUCACGGCCUUUCACAUUUAAAAUUGUUAACCCUGGGUUAUUAUAAAACAUGAGGGAAAGGAAUUCUGGGUUAUAUUGUUUUAGGUUUCACAUUGUUAAUUGCUCAUAAAUGUUAAGAAUUAAUCCUGUGUAUUCAUAAACUGAUGUUUCACACUGUCCGUUCCGGGUUAACAUUCUUAUUUGCAUAUUUGUCAGUGUCAUUGAUUGGACAAAUGCAGCUUGCAACCUGUUUACAUGACGGCUUUAGCAUUGAGCAUUCUCAUAUUAUAUAUUGGAGACUGCAGUUAAGAAGUUUUUCCUGAAUGGACUUUUCAGACUAUGAAGGUAAGAAUAAAACAAUCUUUUCUUUAAACCAAUUCACUUGUUUUCUGUCACCAUUUGACAACUGUUUAUACAGCACACAGUGUUUCUGUGACUGUCCAAAGCACAUGAAUAUGAGGCACGUGGUCGGGUUUCUGUUGCAGAGCAUCUACAAUAGUCAUAACAUUGUAAUAAUGCAUCAUUUCACACUGCACAAGUCUGACAACAUAAUGUAGAGUUAACCGCACAGAAGAAGGCUUUCAUAACCCAGGGUAGAAAAAAAAUGGCGCUAAACCUGCUUCAAAAUGACAAUCUUUACAUGGGGUUAACAGCAGUGUUUACAAUGAUGGAGUGAAGUGUGGUGUGAAAAGCUGUUUUGAGGAGGUUAAAGCAUGGAAUUUCUUUAGGAUUCAACAUGGUUCCAUUUUUAUUGCUCAAAAUUGGCUUUGUGUCAUUGUUUUCAUCCUAUUUUGAUACAUUUGGGAUGGAUCUUUUACUCAUUAUGUGACUAAAUGCAUUUUAUUCUGCAUUAUUUAGUGGCAGUAUUGGGUCAUAAUGUUUGUUCAGUUUGUUGAGAAACACCACCCAUUAGUUGGUGCUACCAUCACCAAACUUCAGUUUUCAAACCCAUGGACAAAUAAGGUUUCGGGUUUCGUCACUUUGUGGAAAAUAACACCCAAGAUAUAAUAAAAUAAUGCAAAAUAUAUUGAUGUUUUAAUCAUGCAUUUGCAUUAAGCAAAGUGUAACAACUGUGAAUUUGUGCCAAUAUCAUAUUUUUGUCUGCUUCUAAGACCAACCGAAUGCUAAGGAGAAGAAAAGGAAAUGUCAUUUUUACAGCAAAAUGUUAUUUCAAUACAAGGCCACAUGCAUUUAUGUUAGCAAAUGAUGUCUCACCUGUAAUGUCUUUGAGGGUAUAUUAAUGCAUUUGGAAAAAUAAAAUAAAUUACAUAUACAUUUAUCUGACGCUUCUAUCCAAAGCGACU